UAACUUUUAAAAUGCAAAGUAGAAAUUAUUGAUAAGCUAGUGCCUUAUAAGACCCAGUCGAUAGGGACUGUUAGUCAGUGUUAUUUUGUUCACCCGCUCGCGAUGAACAUUAUCCGUACCUUAGCUUUCGCCUUUUGUGUUGCAUCAGCUUUUCUGCCUUCUAUAGCCGUUGAGACGUAUGAAAUUUGUACCAGACAAGAUGGACUUUCUGGACAUUGUAAGCCCUUAAGAAAUUGUCCUAAGAUUUUUGAAAUGAUCCGGCGCAAGCCACAUACGACCGUUGAAUCAAACUACUUAAUGAAUUCAAAAUGUCCCAUAAAUAGAAGAUACGUCUGCUGCGAAGAAGAGGAGAGUGCGGGUAUGGCAAUAUUGAAGGAACAGGACUGUGGAUACUUUGGUGGAACAUUAAAGACAAUCGGCGGAACCGAAGUUAAAUUAAUGUCAAGGCCUUGGAUGGCUCUACUUAUGUUUAUAUAUAACGGGACUGAAGAAUUUAAUUGUGCUGGCACCCUAAUAACAAAUCGCUUUGUACUAACCGCCGCGCAUUGUUUCAAUCGUCAAGAAUUAAUGUUUGUGCGUUUGGGGGAACACAAAAUAUCCAAUACAACAGACUGCGCUUGGGUGAAAUCAAGACUUAUAUGCGCGCCGCCAGUUGAGGAUAUAUCGUUUGAAAGGAUCAUUGUGCACGAGAAUUACUCGCAACAAUCUAAACACAAUGACAUUGCAUUGAUAAAGCUAUCAAAAGACGUCGAGUUCAAACGACAUAUUAGGCCCAUCUGCUUGCCUGUGAAUGCAACACUCCAACAACAACCGGAAGAAAUGGAAGAGUUCCACGUAACUGGUUGGGGCAAAACCGAAAAGGAACCCGUUUCUGAUGAUCCUAUGGAAACCGCUAUCCCAAAAAAGCAACGCAGCGACUGCCAAAAAUUCUUUGUAUUAGAAGUGAGGAAAUCCCAAUUGUGCGCUGGUAACCUUGGCAAGGACUCCUGUAAUGGCGAUUCUGGUGGUCCUUUAUUAUACUUGAGCGAAUAUAACGAGAAGCAAAGGUACGUGCAGUUCGGUAUAGUUAGCUACGGCUCGACUAAUUGCGGUAAUGAGUAUCCCGGGGUGUAUACAAAUGUUGGCAGCUAUAUGCGCUGGAUAGCCGAUAAAAUAAUCGCCAAUUAGUUGGCGGCUUGAUGUAUAUAUCGAAUAUAUAUAUCUAUAUAUGGAAAUAAAUUUAUUAUGCCUAUAUCGAAAUGGUUUCCUGUAACUGAGACAAGCGCUGCCCAUUGCGUCUCAGUGCCAGCAUCCAAGUUGCAGAUUUUGGCUGGCUCUACUUUUCUAUCGGAUGGCGCGCAACGGUUGAAUUUUUAUAGCUACAUAGGAAGAUAUGGAAUCGCAGCGGAACUGAACAAGCGUUUGAUCUGGUUGGUUUUUAUUUAACCGCAUGUACGUAUGUGGUUCAAUGCACUUCCCGAGGACUAAAAGCUUGACGUCAUGUGGAUGAAUAUUCUCUGACGGGGACGGACAGUUUGUCGUCUGAUUCUGCUAUUGGCAGCUGAGAGUAGAAAGGUAAGGCCGCAACCAGCCUCAAUGCGCAGCUCUCUCUGAUUUUGGCACUUGAAGCUGACAACAAAGAUGCUGUCAAUGAGCUGGAUUAAUCACAACUUCCGAUGCACUUAAGAUCCUAAUACGCCCAAAAUUUUAGUAAUUAUUUGCAAUUGUACAUGGAAGCUGGCUUAAAGUUUUAUAAUUAUAGUAUAAUAUCAUCGAGCUCAACGUACACAAAUUUAUCUACAGACCGGGAAAUUCUUAUCAAACAUUUCUAUUAAUAACUAACUGAGCUGCAAAACAUAAAAUACAAUAUAUACUUUGGGGUGCAUUUCUUGAUAUAACAAAUGUUCUCGGAUAUAAUAUUUAUUGUUAUUAUUUAUUAUUUAUUUAUUUAUUUAUUUAUUUAUUAAUGGUCGACAAAUUGAGU
Messenger RNA from Drosophila novamexicana, 1963 nucleotides. RefSeq names its product serine protease grass-like. Gene Ontology annotation, molecular function: serine-type endopeptidase activity. The transcript is spliced from 6 exons. Bases 103 to 1167 code for a protein of 354 amino acids. The record is from RefSeq and is a predicted model, not a curated record. NCBI's taxonomy places the organism in Eukaryota, Metazoa, Arthropoda, Insecta, Diptera, Drosophilidae. Gene Ontology annotation, biological process: proteolysis.